Molecule: messenger RNA, 1289 nt
Organism: Haplochromis burtoni (Burton's mouthbrooder)
Lineage: Eukaryota; Metazoa; Chordata; Actinopteri; Cichliformes; Cichlidae
Product: T-cell-specific guanine nucleotide triphosphate-binding protein 2-like
Exons: 1
Coding region: 297-905 (202 amino acids)
Cellular component (GO): membrane
Molecular function (GO): GTP binding
Source: RefSeq, a predicted model, not a curated record
UUUUUAGCAUCUAUGUGGAUGUUAAAAUCACCCACAAUAAUUAUAAAAGAUAAAAUCAGAUAAAAAGUCUAAAUAUCAGAUGGAAACUCUGUGGCCUCUAUGGAGUAGGUGCAUACGGCCUGUUCUUUUGCUCCUUUUCUAGCCACUGGUAGGUGUCUUGAUGUCAGGCAUUACAGUUAAAAAUAAUGCAGUGAUUUUUAACAGCGUUUCCUAUUUCAGGAUCACCAUGGAGGUUUAUCUGCAGUAAAAAAUGAUCUUGUACAGUCAUUGUAUUUUUCUUUUAUUUAAGGAUCGACAUGGACAUUUUGUAUGACUCAGUAAGAAAUGAUCUGCAGAACAAUGACGCUCCUGCAGCAGUUUCAAAGAUUAAAGAACUUUUAGAAGACCAAAAGAAUAUUCCACUAAAUAUUGCCAUCACAGGAGAAACUGGUUCUGGUAAAUCCACCUUUAUUAAUUCCUUCAGAGGCCUGAGAGAUGGUGACGAGGGAGCUGCUCCAACUGGUGUUGUAGAAACCACCUCAGAGGUCACACCAUACCCCCUUCCAAAUUAUCCCAAUGUCACUCUAUCGGAUCUUACUGGAAUGGGCACCACCAAGUUUCCAGCUGAUGAGUACCUGAAGCUUGUUGGAUUUGAGAAGUUUGACUUCUUCAUCAUCAUCUCAGCCGAUCGCUUUAAAGAAAAUGAUGUAAAGCUCGCUCAGGAGAUUCAGAGGAUGAAGAAAAAGUUCUACUUUGUUCGCUCAAAGAUCGACAACGAUAUUCAUGCUAAUGAAAGAAUGAAAAACUACAGUAAAGAGAAGACUCUUACACAAAUACGGGAAAACUGUGUUCAAGGUCAGUUUCUAUUUUAUCAUUUAUACCGUAGUGAGUGCAGGUGCUUUAUUACAUUUUUAUUGUUUGAAUGAACAUUUGAGUCAUGCUGAUUUUCAGAAGUUUAUCUGUACACCUUUUUUUAAAAACAAAACAAAACAACAGAUCAAUAAAUCCAUUAGUGGCCUAAUGUUACAAUCUUCCUUUAUUUAUGGAAGUUUUAAGUGACUAUUAUUUUUUACUGCCAGAUAUUUUACAGUACUGUGGAAAAUCUUGAGUGAGCUCUUUAUCUCACUUAAAUCUCAAGGGUGUAAUCUGCCUUUUACUGUAGUUUUAGUACAACCUGUAGUUCAUGUAGUUCAUGUACUGAACUAAUCAUGUUUUCAGCAUGAACAAGCUGAAAAACUAGUUCAUGCAUUUAUUACUUCCAGGCUGGACGACUGUAAUUCAUUAUUAUCAGGAUGUCCAAAAAACUCACU